This is a messenger RNA of Lepus europaeus (European hare), 2159 nucleotides long. It is a transcript of the gene XRCC3, whose product is annotated as X-ray repair cross complementing 3. Gene Ontology annotation, cellular component: replication fork; Rad51C-XRCC3 complex. The record is from RefSeq and is a predicted model, not a curated record. The coding region runs from base 357 to 1391 and encodes 344 amino acids. Gene Ontology annotation, biological process: double-strand break repair via synthesis-dependent strand annealing; telomere maintenance via recombination; t-circle formation. The transcript has 8 exons. Lineage: Eukaryota; Metazoa; Chordata; Mammalia; Lagomorpha; Leporidae. Gene Ontology annotation, molecular function: ATP-dependent DNA damage sensor activity; ATP binding; four-way junction DNA binding.
CGGGGUCUGGGGCGGACCUGGCGGUGGGUGCCCGGCCGCCGGGGCGCGCGCUGUGCCGAGAGCCGCGUGUCCACUCCCGCAGUCGGCCUGUGCGGGCCGCGGCCACCGCGAGGCGGGCCGGGGUGCUGGGCGAAGUGACCAGCAGGGCUCCUGCCGAAGACUGGCCGGGGGUGGGCUUGCCAGACCGACCUGGCUGAAGCCGACGUCCGCGAGGACCGUGCGGGGCCCCGUGGAGACACACCGAAGGGCAGCGCGCCGGAGGGGCACCUGUCGCCCGCGGGCAGGUGCAUCAGCCGGGGCUCGGCAGCGGGGGCUCAGCGCGGUGCCCGCCGCCCAUCUGCGGUCAGCGCACUGAGAUGGAUCAGCUGGACCUGAACCCCAGAAUCAUCGCUGCGGUUAGAAGAGCCAAACUGAAGUCAGCCAAGGAGCUCCUGCAUUUUUCUGGCCCAGACCUGCAGAGAGUGACCGGCCUGUCCGGCCCCGACGUCCGGCACCUGCUGAGAGCGGCCUCCUUGUCCCUGCGAGGUGGCAGCGUCCUCACAGCGCUGCACCUGCACCAACAGAAGGACAGGUUCCCGGCGCAGCACCAGCGCCUGAGUCUGGGCUGCCCGGUCCUGGACGGGCUGCUCCGCGGCGGCCUGCCCCUGGACGGCAUCACCGAGCUCGCCGGCCCCAGCUCGGCGGGGAAGACCCAGCUGGCGCUGCAGCUCUGCCUGACCGUGCAGUUCCCGAGGCAGCACGGAGGCCUGCAGGCCGGCGCGGUCUACAUCUGCACGGAGGGCGCCUUCCCGUCCAGGCGGCUGCAGCAGCUCAGCGGGCAGCACUGGCGGCUGCGGGCGGACGUGGCCCGGGACGAGGUCGCCAAGAUGCGGUUCAGCAGCCAGAUCUUCGUGGAGCACGCCGCAGACGUGGACGCCCUGCUGGAGUGCGUGACUCGGAAGGUCCCUGUCCUGCUGUCUCGGGGCAUGGCCCGCCUGGUGGUCAUCGACUCUGUGGCAGCCCCAUUCCGCUGUGAGUUUGACGCCCAGGCCUCAGUGCCCAGGGCCAGGCGGCUGCAGGCGCUGGGGGCGGCGCUGCGGCGGCUGAGCCACGCCUUCCAGAGCCCGGUGCUGUGCAUCAACCAGGUGACGGAUGCCGUGGAGGAGCAGGACACGGCACCCGGGCUGCAGGGGUCCGGGGACACACGCGCUUCCCCAGCCCUGGGCACAGCCUGGGCCAACCAGCUCCUGCUGAGGCUGCUGGCCGACCGGCGCCGCGGCGAGGAGGCAGUGCUUGGUGGCCCGGCUCGGACCCUGCGGGUGCUCUUCUCCCCUCACCUGCCCCCCUCCUCCUGCGCCUACACCAUCCACUCAGAAGGGGUGCGUGGGACCCCGGGGAUGGAGUCCCACUGACAUAGGGGUGGCUGCAGCGUGGCCUGGCCAGGUCCACAGAACCCCGUCUGGCCACAUCUCUGAAGCCCUGGGCACCGGCUGUGGUGUCCGGCAUCCUGGGCAGCUCCUUGCUGUAGUGAGCAGGGGCCACCUCGGGUGUGGGGGGCGCUGUGCUCCCCCUCCUCCCGGCCCACCCUCGGGGGCUGGUGGCCUUGCCCCAGCCCCUGGGAUUCCCCCAGCCCCACAGGGGCUCCCUUCCGGGCAGGGCAGUCCUCAGGCCCCGCCCCCACUGUGGCCCCCAGGCAAGCUCCCUGCUGGCUGGAGGUGAGGCCCCCCCCCGCCCCGCCCUGCUCAUACCACGCCCGGGCCACCCCCACCUCCACGUGGACAGUCGCCUCUGAGCCUCAGGGCCUCUGCUGACCACAGGACCCUGCUCUGGUCCACGCGGUCACAAUGAGUCACUGUCCCUGCUCUCGGGGACACAGGACGGGCAGGUGGCGGCCCCUCUGCGGCUGCACUGGGGGGGACGCCGGCCCUGGAGCCGCGGAGUUCCUGGGGUGCUCCUGGGAGAGGACGACCCACUCGGCCGAGGGCGCGCCCCCCGGUGCGCCUGGCGGGGGGGGGGGAGCUAUUUUGGGAUUGGAUUUUUAGCAAAUCGCCUUCUGCAGCAAACUUUAAAGCAGACAAUAAAGCAUUUUAUAAACAACCCCAAAUGGUUUCCAGGCAACACAAAGUCCAACGAGAGGAGGGACGGCCCCGGACAAAGGCUGCUCCCAGGAGCGGCUGGGG